Prorocentrum cordatum is the source of this 304-nucleotide messenger RNA. NCBI's taxonomy places the organism in Eukaryota, Dinophyceae, Prorocentrales, Prorocentraceae. The record is from the annotation of a GenBank genome assembly.
GCGCUGCCGGCUCGUGGUCAUGGCCCUGGAGGUGGGGGGCCGGUGGUCGCAGGAGGCCCUCCAGUUCGUGCGCCUCUUGGCUGACUGCAAAGCCCGGUCCGCGCCAGAGCUACUGCGCGCCUCGGUGAAGGCAGCCUGGAUCCAGCGGUGGACUGGCCUCGCCUCGGUGGCGGCGCAGAGGGCCUUCGCAGCCUCCCUGCUGCACCUGCCCCUGGACGGCCUCGCCUGCGACGGCGACGAGCCAUGGCUGCAGGACGUCCUGGCGGACGCGCGUGGGCGGCCCCCGGCCGGGCGAGAGCCGGGG